Messenger RNA from Amborella trichopoda, 1083 nucleotides. RefSeq names its product RNA polymerase Rpb7 N-terminal domain-containing protein. Lineage: Eukaryota; Viridiplantae; Streptophyta; Magnoliopsida; Amborellales; Amborellaceae. Gene Ontology annotation, biological process: transcription initiation at RNA polymerase III promoter; DNA-templated transcription. Gene Ontology annotation, cellular component: RNA polymerase III complex. The record is from RefSeq and is a predicted model, not a curated record.
ACAAACUUGUAACCCUACUGAGUUGAGGUCGAGUCGCCAUGUCAUUUGAAAAAGCCCGGGCACCGCGACCCCUCACUCUCUAACAGAGUCUCUUCGUAAGAACUCUCUCUCGCUCUACGUUCUUUAGUAAACCUGCACUCUCUCUCUUCGUUAAGGAACUCUCUCUCUAGUUUUAGAGAGAGACAGGCGCAAUGUUCUGUCUAAGCCUCUUGGAGCACACCUUCCGCCUGCCCGCAGAGCUCGUCGCUCUCCCUCUUCCACAAUCCAUUAGGGGAGAGCUCGAGAAACUCUUUCUAGACAAGGUUAUUCCCAAUUUGGGUCUCUGCAUCUCUGUCUAUGAUAUAAGGUCCAUUGAAGGAGGCCUAAUCUGGCCUGGUGAAGGUUCUCCUACUUAUAAGGUAACAUUUAGGCUUGUUAUGUUCCGGCCUUUCAUGGGAGAGAUUCUUGUUGGAAAUGUUAAACGAUUAGACAAGGAUGGCUUACAAGUGUCUUUAGGGUUCUUUGAAGAUGUUCAUAUACCUGCAAAUCUUUUUCCUCAACCAUCCCGAUUUAUGGAGGAUGGCACUUGGGAAUGGGAUUGGGAUGGGAAUGAGCAGUACAUUUAUCAUUUUGAGAAGAUCCGUUUCCGUGUGCACACUGUUGAAUAUCCUACCAUUCCAAUUGAUCAAAAAGCUAAUGCAAAACCAUUCGCUCCUAUGGAGAUAAUUUAUUUGUGCAGGGCACUAUCCAUGAUGAUGGUUUGGGUCCUGUUUCAUGGUGGGAAGACUGAGAGCUUUUGUCAUUCUGCAAGGUUGAGGGAUGGGAACCUGAAAUCUGGAGGUUCAGAUCUUUAAAUUAUUAGAUUGUGGAGCCAUUGUUGCUGUUUUGCUCAUUACUAUGUGGCUUUCAGUGAAGGGAUGCUGAUUUUCAACCAGCCAUAUAGUUUGCCGUCCUAACCAAUGUACAUGCUCUUAUGUUGAGAUUCAUUUGUUAUAAAUGGAAACCAUGUUUUUAAGAACUGUAUUCGAUUCUAUAUCUUUAAAUGCUUUCUAGUGUGUUUAUUCUGUUGACACUAGUCUUUUAUCUGUUAACAAUUUCAUGUUA